UGAAAUGGGGGUCCCUAGGUAAUCUCCCACUCCUGAGAGGGAGGCUAGCAGAGUGGUUAAGCUGAUUCUGGAGCCAGAUGCCCUGUAUUCAAACCCUUGAUCCAUUACAUGCUGUGUGACCCUGGACAAGUCACUUUACCUCUCUGUGCCUCAGUUUUCUCCUCUAUAAACUGCGGAUGAUAAUAGUUGUAUCUACCUCAUAGAUUUGGGGAGAGGAUCUAAUGAGAUAAUCCAUGGCAUGGCACCUGCAACAGUGCCUGCUGCAGUGUAAGCUGCACUGUAUGAGUUGAGCACAUGGUUUCCAAACAAUUCAAUAUAAUGCCCUCCCUGUAAUGUAAAGGAGACGUAGAGGAAAUUAAUUUAAAAUAAAAUAAUAUGUAUUUCAAACCAUAGAUAUACUGAGGUAGAAGACAUUGUGAAGUAAACAGAUGUUUGUGCUAAUUUAAUAUGAAUUAAAAGAAGGGGUUUGGAUAAGAAACAUGGAAAAGUGGAAUUUUCCUCUUUUGCCUGAAGGAUCUGACUGUGUGGGUCACGUUGACCCAGAGAGGCCACACCCUGGGCUGCCCACUCAUGCUUCAGCUGAGGCUUCAGCACCAGGGGCAGGGAAGGAAGCAGGCACAACAUUCCACUUUUUUUUUUCUUUUUAACUCUGUGGUUUCCAGUGCAAGAGGACCUUCUCAGCCCAGGGCAGGUGUUAAUUCCCUGCUCACAGUCCCACUUUGCUGUGAGCCCCCUGAAACACUGUUUCAUCUCAAUGUUACCUAAACUCCAUUCUUUCCCGAAUAAUAACCCAGUAAUAACCCGGUCUCGUUCUCUGCAGAACAAGAAGUGUCACUUCGGCUUGCUCUUCUCGCUGGCCUGAGCCAGAAUUAAAUUCAGCUUCUGGUUUCCAGAUUUGGGUGAUUUGUGAGUUCUUUAACACCCAGGAAAUGAAAGUGAAUAAAAACAGAAUGGGGAUAAUAAUAACAGGCCAGAUGAUAAGAGAAAGAGGAAAAUAACCAUAACUUAAACAAAAGUAACAAACACACUGGAACUUCCCUGGUGGUCCGGUGAGUAAGACUCCGGGAUCUCAAUGCCGGGGCCCUGGGUUUGCGAUCCCUGGUCAGGGAACUAGAUCCCACAUACCGAAACUAAGAGUCUGCAUGCUGCAACUAAGACCCGGUGCAGCCAGAAAGAAAAACAAAAAUCAACCCCCAAAAUACAAACAGACCAGGCAAUUUAAGGUGGAGAAAUUAGGAAAUACGGAGUUCUUGCAAAGUAGUGGGGCUUUACCACUAAAUGUAGUAGCAAAAUCAUUCCCUCUAGCAUGACAUGAGAUGGGGUGGGGUCGGGUCACUGAAAUAAUUUUUUUUUUAAUAGCUUCGUGAAUGUCUAGCAGGACAGUCAGACGUCGUACAGGAUGUGGGACAAUUCUGUGUACGACCGACUGUCCUGCUCCGACCUGAGAUCAUUGUGACUACGGAGAACACGCCCACAAAUUCCCGACCUACCUCUAGGGGACGGUCUUUCACUCAUUCACUUCUGCCACCAGGACUCCGGGUUACCAGCUGCGAGAGUCCUGAGCCCACUUCUUUUUUUUUGCAGUACGCGGGCCUCUCACUGUUGUGGUCUCUCCCGUUGCGGAGCACAGGCUCCGGAUGCGCAGGCCCAGCGGCCAUGGCUCACGGGCUCAGCCGCUCCGCAGCAUGUGGGAUCUUCCCGGACCGGGGCACGAACCCGCGUUCCCUGCAUCGACAGGCGGACUCUCAACCACUGCGCCACCAGGGAAGCCCCUGAGCCCACUUCUGAGCUUCAGUCUGCUCAUCUGUAAAGGGAGAACGGCAACAGACCCUGCUAUGUGAAAGGGCCUCCUCCAGACCCGGCCCACAGUACACUGCUAUUUCUCCCAGUCUUCAAAGAAAGAAAACCGAGGCUCAGAGAGUGACUUGCUCAAGGUCACACGGCUGCUUCCAGAUGCUCCGUUCUGAAGAAACAGAGAGGCCCAAUCCUAGUCCCACAGAGGACUGUGAAGACACGCGACUGUCCUUCAUGGAGCCAGGAAAGAAGGUCGCUCUGGCCUUGAUCGUGCACAUGCUGGAAGAAUGAAGUCUAGACCCUGGGGGGAGGGGCAGGCAGGCGAGGGUGCCCAAGAGAGAAGGGACUUUGGCGAACCCAUCAGCUGGACCUAUAGGACCCAGAAGAUGACUCAGUGGGAAAAGUCAGGAGGUGUGUUUUCCAUCCCCUUGCCUCCAGGUGUGGUUAGGCCAUUAACCAUAGGCCAGCCACAAGGAAGUUUAUUUUCUUUCUGCUUAUGGCUAUACCUUCGUGACAUUCCAGGAGAUUGCCAAGCAUGCCUAUUACAACCCAGUAUGAUCAGCCUGGAGUAAACACAGGGGGCUGGGGGAGCUCUCCAGAGGUCACCUAACCCAGCAGGGCAUGGGGUGGGGCAGGUGGAGGGGGUUGUGAGAGGAUCAGGGCAGACUUCCUGGAGGCAGUGAAGCUUGAACAAGAACUAAUGUGAGAAAGACAGCAAGACAUGCCCAACUCCAGGAGUUAAACCAUCCAAGUUGGGAAAUCCUGGAUAGCCUGAGGGAUGUGCAGAAGUCUUUGGCUCGAAGGAUCAGGAGCGUCCGUUGAAGGCAGGAUAUGUCAUCAAGGGGCAGCGCGGCAUGUCACAGAGGAAGAAGGUGCAUGCGUAGAGAGGUCCUCCGCGCUGCGACCAAACUCAUAAAAGGCAAAAAAGCGUGUGUGGUUUUCGCCCUGCGGCGAAUCUUCGAACGCAAGCGCGUUGUUAUCCGCAGACUUUGAAAAGCAUUCGAGGGACCGCGCGCCUGCUCCCGCUGUCGCAGUUUCCAGCGCGACGUGCUGUUCCACCCGUGGCUCGGAAAAAAUGGAAAUAGAGUUGUGACCAGAGUACUUUGGAGAGCCCGGGGAGUUUCUGACUGCCUCGCUGGUUAAGGAGUACCCCAGAGAAGAGAGGGCACUGGAGUAGGAAGAACUCGCUGCCUUUUGUCAGUCAAGUCCCAGGGGAGGGGCCUCAAGGUAGUGGAAACAGCUUGAUGGUACUUUCAGAGAGCUCAAUACCGACUGCUCCAGAGAGAGCAGUAGUUCAUUGUAUGAUAAGAUCAUAAAAUGAGGUUCUCCUAGGCAGGGCACUACCCAGUGGGCAAAGUGAGCCUCCAGAAUCCUGGCACUCAUCUCAUUACUUCAGAAUUAUUGGGUUGGCCACAAAGUUCGUUAGGGUUUUUCCAUAAGAUCUUUUUGGCCAACCCAGUACUUCACACUGAACAGAAAUCAGGUGAGAAGAGAGCAUUUUAAAAGUCACAAGUCAGUGUUUUUAUGUGAAGGCAUCCUGACAGGUCUCUUGUCAAAAACAGGGCCCUCCUUACCCACCUCUGCCUUCUGAUUGCAGGAUUAGGCCCUGCCUGUCUUGGUAUUUGACCUACUCCUUCCCCUCCAGACCAAGUGGGUCAACUUUUUCACUUUGGUUGGCUGAAAGUUUCAACGUCAAUUUCAUUGUCUGUCUCUGCAUCUACUAAUUGCAAAAGGUUUUAUGAGAUAACAUAUUUUUUCUUCUUGUAUGUACAUGGGAUCUCUGGAGAAAUACCCAAAAAACAACAGGGGUUGCCUCAAGGGGUGGGAGAUUUCAUUGUGUUUCUUUUAAUCGUUUGAAUUUUUUUUACUGUGUGCAUAUAUUAUCUAGUAGUUAAAGGUUUUCUUUUAUUUUUUUUCCCCCUUAGGCGGAACAGACUUUGUGUGUAACCACAGUGAGACAAAGAGACAGAUGAUAUUGCAGUAAUGUGAUGAGAGCCUAAACUAAGGCAGUGACAGAUGGACAGUCCUGGAGCUCUGCAGAGGGUGGAUUUGAGGGAGACAAGAAAGCAGGGAGGAAGCCCAGCUAGGAGGCUGCUGUUUAAGUUACAGCCUGAACCAACGAGUGAAGGACGAACAAGGAGUGGAUGGAGGCCUGAAAUACUGGGGCAGCGCCCCCGUAUACCACACCAUGGCCCUCGUGUCUGCUGAUUCCCGCAUUGCAGAACUGCUCACAGAGCUCCAUCAGCUGAUCAAGCAAACCCAGGAAGAGCGUUCGAGGAGCGAACACAACUUAGUGAACAUCCAAAAGACCCACGAGCGGAUGCAGACAGAGAACAAGAUCUCUCCCUAUUACCGGACAAAGCUGCGUGGCCUCUAUACAACCGCCAAGGCCGAUGCAGAGGCUGAGUGCAACAUCCUCCGGAAAGCCCUAGAUAAGAUUGCGGAAAUCAAGUCUCUGUUGGAAGAGAGGCGGAUUGCGGCCAAGAUCGCGGGCCUGUACAAUGACUCGGAGCCCCCUCGGAAGACCAUGCGCAGGGGGGUGCUGAUGACCCUGCUGCAGCAGUCAGCCAUGACCCUGCCCCUGUGGAUCGGGAAGCCUGGUGACAAGCCCCCGCCCCUCUGUGGGGCCAUUCCAGCUUCUGGGGACUACGUGGCCAAACCUGGAGACAAGGUGGCUGCCCGGGUGAAGGCUGUGGAUGGGGAUGAGCAGUGGAUCCUGGCCGAGGUGGUCAGUUACAGCCAUGCCACCAACAAGUAUGAGGUAGAUGACAUUGAUGAAGAAGGCAAAGAGAGACACACCCUGAGCCGCCGGCGGAUCAUCCCACUGCCGCAGUGGAAGGCCAACCCGGAGACAGACCCCGAAGCCUUAUUCCAGAAGGAGCAGCUCGUGCUGGCCCUAUAUCCCCAGACCACCUGCUUCUACCGUGCCCUGAUCCACACGCCCCCGCAACGGCCCCAGGAUGACUAUUCGGUCCUGUUUGAAGACACCUCCUACGCAGAUGGUUACUCGCCUCCCCUCAAUGUGGCCCAGCGGUACGUGGUGGCUUGUAAGGAGCCCAAGAAAAAGUGAAGCGGCCUCGGGGACUCGCAACCUCCUGACACCCUCGAAGGGGAUGCACACAAGAUUCUGUGAUCGAAUAAAUAUUCCUCCUCCCUUG
Messenger RNA from Orcinus orca (killer whale), 4952 nucleotides. It is a transcript of the gene SGF29, whose product is annotated as SAGA complex associated factor 29. The record is from RefSeq and is a predicted model, not a curated record. Bases 3983 to 4864 code for a protein of 293 amino acids. Lineage: Eukaryota; Metazoa; Chordata; Mammalia; Artiodactyla; Delphinidae. The transcript is spliced from 14 exons. Gene Ontology annotation, cellular component: SAGA complex.